GUGAGAGGUGACCGUUUGUCAGAGGCCGAUGGGGAGGAGGAGGUUCCUGCUACCGGUCUCGUUCACAGCCGAACAAACGCUGGAGCUUAGCUCUGUGACGAGCGGCUUGCCGGCUCCAGGCCGAUUUCCCGGUCGGUCUCGAUUUGUCGCUCGGCGGUAGCGACACGCGGCACGGGCGCGCCGGUUGUUUUGUUCCUGAGCGCGGGAGAAAGCGGCGCGCGGCACAGGGUCAUGGAUUUUCCAGGCCACUUUGAACAAGUCUUCCAGCAGCUGAACUAUCAGCGGCUUCACGGACAGCUCUGUGACUGUGUGAUUGUUGUCGGGAGCCGUCAUUUCAAAGCUCAUCGCUCUGUGCUUGCAGCAUGCAGCACCCACUUCCGUGCUCUCUUUACUGUCCCAGAGAGUGAUCAAUCACUGAACAUGGUUCAGCUGGACAGUGAAGUGGUUACAGCAGAGGCUUUUGCAGCCCUUGUUGAAAUGAUGUACACGUCCACGCUUAUGCUAGGAGAGAGUAACGUUAUGGAUGUGCUGCUGGCAGCUUCCCACCUCCACCUUAAUUCUGUUGUGAAGGCUUGCAAACAUUACUUAACUACCAGGACUGUACCUAUGUCUCCUACAAGUGAAAGGCUACAGGAGCAAAAUGCUCGUAUGCAGAGGUCCUUUCUACUUCAGCAGCUGGGUUUGAGCUUAGUAAGCUCUGCUCUCAGCUCCAGCCAGGCAAUGGAUGAGCAAGUCAACGUGAACUCAUCACUCCGCCAUCACUUGGAGGAUCAGUCAACUGCGUUUCCUGUCCAGCGAUUGCAGAAAAGGAAGGCCAUUCCUGAUGAAAGAUCAAAGAAAAGGAUGAGACCUUCCGUGGAUGAGUCUAUCAUCACUGAGGAAACAUCGGAUAAUGGACAAGCUGUGGUGCAUACAUGUGAGGAACUCUUUACACCAGACUCCCUGAAGCUGGGGGAUGGCUCGAAAGCCGAUGCAACUGUUGAAAACAAUGUGGAAGGUGCUAUCAUAUUUGAACAGGCCUUUAGCACACCAGAAGAUAAUCAGGUGCCCAGUCAGUCAGAUAACAGUGGAGUUGGUCAUUCACAAGCAUCCAUGGCUUCUCAAGCGACUCACAUUGAAACUGCUUUUAGUCAAGACUCUGCUAACGAGAAAUCGGAUUUUCACUCUGAGACCGCAGAACUUCACGUGAAUGGAAAUGAGGAGCAGGUCCGAAUUGUUGUGAAAGCUGAACCAUUAAGCUCACCUGAUCCUCAAGAUGAGGCAAGUGAUGUUGCCUCACAGGCUGAAGGUAGCGAAUCGGUGGAGGUGGAAGGAGGAAUGCCUGGUGCAGAAAAGCUAGAGCUUAGCCCAGAGAGUAGUGACCGGAGUUUCUCUGAUCCUCAGUCUAGUACUGACAGGGUCACGGACAUACAUAUGCUAGAAUCGGCAAACACUGACUCAAAAGCUCCCUUUCAUAUUUCCACCUUUUUAAACAAGAACCGAACAAACAGCUACAGUGGGGGCCAGAAUGCUGAUGAUAACAUUCCGAACACAACGAGCGAUGGCAGAAUAGAAAGUGAAGCUACUUAUUUAAUGAGCCCGGUGUCCGGGGUUUCAGCUGGUGCCAACUCUGCAAUAGUGGCAGCUCGAAUGGAAAAUCCGUUUAAUGAUAGUCCUGAUGCUCAUUUUAUGCGACCUAUGCAUGACUUGCUGGGCCUAUCCUGUGGCCAAUCCACCGGGUACAAAACCGGAGGAGAGCCAUUCAGAUUAGACUUUCCUAGGCCCAGUUCUGGAUUGCAUUCACUAUCCAGACAAUCUAUCAUUUCAUCGCGAGGAGGAGCCAGUAAUUUCCCAGGUUAUCGUCGUAUUGCCCCAAAAAUGCCCAUUGUGACCUCAGUUGGAGAUGGAAGCUCUGGUUCCCAGGACACUGGCUCUAAUUCCCAGAUCAGAAUGUUGAACAGUACCUCUUCUGCUUUUGAAAAUAAUCAUUCUUUGCAGUCAGGCCCUCCCCAGUUGACACGGGCAUCUGCAGAUGUACUUUCAAAGUGUAAGAAAGCCAUGUCGGAACACAAUGUUUUGGUGGUGGAAGGUGCCCGUAAGUAUGCCUGUAAAAUUUGCUGCAAGACCUUUUUAACAUUAACGGAUUGCAAGAAACACAUCCGUGUUCACACAGGAGAAAAGCCCUAUGCAUGUUUAAAAUGCGGGAAAAGAUUCAGUCAGUCAAGCCACUUGUACAAGCAUUCCAAAACAACCUGCUUGAGAUGGCAUGGCAGCAGCUUGCCAAGUACUCUGCUUUGAGAUUAGACUUUCAGCACGAUUCAUCAUUCUAAAGAGUGAUGAUUUUUUUUUUUAAAUUGCUUGUAAAAUUAAAGAUGAAAAGACUUUUGACUGACUAUCUAGCAGUGUCCAUAAGGUGCUGAGUCCAGGACAAAUUAAAUUUUGUAGAAUUUAGCAACUGUAUAUAUGUACUGCACUUUUAUAUGCUCUUAAGCUGUUUUGUUUCAGUAGUUGCACACUAAAGCAAAUCUGCUAAGUGAUUAGUACAGAAUUGUGUCUGUUUGUGUAUCUUUCAAAAGUUUAGCUUGUGUUUUAUCUCUUGAAGGUAUUUAAAUUAAAGAAGGAACUAGUAAGCUGAGUUUGUCAACCGUUGGGAAUCUAUAUUUGUGUUUGGGGGGUGGGUGGGAGCACUGGUCAAAAUUUGAACUUCAUCACCUACUAUUGAACAAGCCUUUAAUAACCACACCACCUUGUGCUGGAGGACUGCAGGAGAAAUACAUCACUGUUCAGAAACCUUCUGAUGGUUCAAUUCUGUAAAUGAUAUUCUGGUACUAUCUAGAACCAUCGUCAGCACUAGUAGAAAUGUUAGAUGGAACAUCCAAAAAGAGGAAAUUUUGCAAAAUUAAGAUAAUAAAUGAAGAGAACCACCUUCGGAAAGAAAUUAGAAGUGAAAUGAACCCAGUUCUGCUUGGGGUUUUGUUUGACAGCACAAAGUUGUCCAGAAUUUGUCACUGUCUUCUAUAAUGGUGUUGGAGAGAAUACUUGUAGAACCUGGGGAGCUCCAUGUUGCAUUUAUCCCAUGCUGUAUAUGUCUUGUAAGUACAAGGUAUAUCAUUUACAGCAAGCACAGUCUGACCAAACAGAAGGGCAAGUAACAUACAUACAUAGGUGUUUUUCUAGACUGGAUUACAGGUUUGUACUGAUGACACAUACAUUAACUUUCUCCAUGAGUCAAUGGUUUCCUGGUUUUCUAGCUCUUGCUACUGAUCAAGUUCCCUGAUUCCAUGGUUGAUCCCACUGCUUUAAAGCUCCUACCCCUCAUUGACUUUAGGUUUGUCAUAUGACACACUCCCUCCCAAUAUGCCAGACAGUUGUGGACAAGAUGCUGCUUUAUGGAUCAGUCUGUCAUGAAUGACCUGAGCUUGUGAUACUGGGUGCAGGCAGGUAAAAUAUUUCCCAUUUCUAUCUACAUUUUACAAGAGAAUUUUAAAAGACAAUUUCCAGUCAAUGUAACCAAAUCAGUCCGACUUUGUUUUUAAAAGAACAAUAUUAAAACUGGAGAAAAUCAGCCUGUCAGAAACAAAACUAAAUAAACAAGCUUUAGUGUAUAAAUUAGACUUUUAAGGCAAUACUUUUGUUUAAGAUAGUGACAGCGCAGUCAGUUAUACAGUAUACUUUUGGUCUGGAAUAUUUAUUCAUAAUUUCAAAUGCAGCAGUUUUCCAGGAUAUUACAUCAAAUUUAUGGAUGUCAAUGCGGUAUUUGCAGAUUUCUAAAAACUAUGGUUCUGUUGAAGAUUGGCAUUAAUUAAGUGCACAGCACUUUCUGAAAAUAAAGGGCGGUGUACGAACAUUUAAAAUGUCUUUUAACCACAAGUAACUAAAGGAAAAACUUUAAAUUUAUUUAAAGAGUCCCCUUAAGUUUUUUUUUAAACAAGUAUUCUUACUAUUCAGUAUUUAGAUAUGGAGACUGAGGACCCGGUUGAUUAGCAGUACCUAUCUAAAGCCCCAUCGAAAAUUUCAGCUGUAUGGAUCCUCUGCCAAAAGUUAUUAAAAUCUGAAGCAACGUGAAAGGUGUAUUUAUUAUACUAGAGUGUGUGAAGAGUCUUAUGCUACUAGUUAUCCUGACUUGAGAUUGAUAUGCCAAAAAUUGCUAUGGAAUAGGACUAAAAGAAUAAUGGUGAAAACACUGUCAAAGUAUACUGUGUAGUAAAAAGUAAUUUUGUACAGUAUGAAUACUGUCUUUGUAAAAGGUCAAUAUACUGUAUAAUGAAUAAAAGUUCAUGUCCAGCAAAA
This is a messenger RNA of Carcharodon carcharias (great white shark), 4269 nucleotides long. Its product is annotated as zinc finger and BTB domain-containing protein 5. Gene Ontology annotation, molecular function: RNA polymerase II cis-regulatory region sequence-specific DNA binding; protein binding; DNA-binding transcription factor activity, RNA polymerase II-specific. NCBI's taxonomy places the organism in Eukaryota, Metazoa, Chordata, Chondrichthyes, Lamniformes, Lamnidae. Gene Ontology annotation, cellular component: nucleus. The record is from RefSeq and is a predicted model, not a curated record. The coding region runs from base 232 to 2277 and encodes 681 amino acids. Gene Ontology annotation, biological process: regulation of transcription by RNA polymerase II. The transcript has 2 exons.